This is a messenger RNA of Durusdinium trenchii, 1025 nucleotides long. Lineage: Eukaryota; Dinophyceae; Suessiales; Symbiodiniaceae. The record is from the annotation of a GenBank genome assembly.
AGGACGGAGAUUGCCAAGACCGAAAUCAGCUUUUCCCCUGUCGACAUUCCAAGACCACCAUGGCCACUGUGGAGCUUCCUCCGCGGACCCGAGGUGCGCAUGGCCGAGCGCUCCUGUUGCUAGUGGGCUUGGUGGUGCUAUUUCAGCUGAACAACUCCUUCAUCCAGCCUUCUUUGGGACGGACGUGUCGCAGGACGGACUCCCGCGUGGUGCGUUCAGCCGAGGAAGGCGAAGUUGAGGCUGCUGUGCUGGCAGCGGAGGCAGAGCCAGCUGAGGCCGAGGCCCACUAUUUGCCCCUGUUUCAGGAGCUGAAUGUCUCGAGCUCCACGGAUGCCCGGAAGCUGAUGGGAGCGAUGGUCGCGGUCUUCAACAAGGGAGAUCGAGCAGUGGACUUGGUUCUGACCAGCCCCUCCAACCGGAGCACCAUGAUGUACGCCAUUGGCGACGUGCCGAGCAACUUUGACUCGGCGGCACAGUUGCUGCUCCGUAAGCGCGAUCGGAGAAUGAGGGUGCGUGUGCUCAAGAACUUCCGACCUCCAGUAGAGGCCGAGCCCGAGGUCAUGAGGGUCUCCAGACAAACGAACUCCACCAAGCUGGGCAGUGCAAUCAUGAGCAAGUUCGUGGACAUCGUGGGGAACAACUUAAAGCGAAGCGUGAAGUUGGAGUUCCAAGGGGCGCAAACCGCUUCCAUCGCCUUGGAAGCGAUUGAGAAGGCGCAGCACAAAGCUCAUCGCGAGUUCACCUUCUUGCCGCGGAAGGUCUACAACCCGACAGGGGAGGCUGACCCCGUCCGAGGUGGUGUCAAGAUGGAGGUCCUAGUGGUGGCAGCCUGAGGCCGUUGCGGAUGCUGAUUCCCGGUGGCGGGGGAUCUGAUGCGAAUCCGAUGUGCACCGGUCAUCGCUGGUGUGAAGGGAAAAAGAGGAGACGAGUGUCGUCCUGUGACAUGGCGCACGAGCGAAGGCGCAUGAGCGAAGGUGCACUGACCGGGUUUCGUUUCUUUUUUCCCACAUGUCGGGUGUGCGAAC